AUGAGUUCUCAGUUGAAGUUUCUUGCCAAGUCCGAGUUGGCCCUGGACGCGCGGCGAGAGCAUCGGAUCAACGCCAAUUCUUUCCAGCAAGAUGCUCUAACGACCUUUAAUGGAUGGCAGUAUACCUGCUUUUACACUCACAAAGAUGCGAGAAGCAACGCCCUCUUCGUCAGCCUCGCUCGGCGACCCAUCCGCGACUCACUCGGCAGCUGGGAGACCUUGACGUUUGAAGACUACGAGCAGACUGCGGAUGAUGGGCACAACACCAUCUCGAUAGGAGUCUGCGCCGGAGAUGGCACUAUCCAUGUCUCAUUCGACCACCACUGUGAUCCUCCAACCCACAAUCAGCUCCCGGGAUACACUCGCACAGGCCAGCUGGGAGUCGAGAAACUCUUCUUGGAGACUACAUACCCGCGCUUUAUCCGCAUCGACGACGAUCUCCUGCUGAGUUAUCGCAUUGGCAUUGCGGGAGCAGGCUCCGAUCACCUAUUCAGGUACAGGAGCAAGGAUCAGUCGUACUCCUACGUCGGACAAUUUCUCACCGGCGUCAACAAUAACCCGUAUAUCAACGGCAUCUCAUAUGCCAACGGGCGCAUACAUGUAUCUGGCACGUAUCGUGGGUUCGUAUGGUACGAAGGCGUGGACGACCCAGAGGCGCGAACGCACACUGUCCAAGCUGGACCUAAUGGACCGGAAAAUAAUCACAAUCUCUUCUAUGUAAACAGCGACGACGGUGGGAAAACAUUCAACAACACAAAGGGCGAAAGGCUUGCGAACCUCGAAGUAGGCGAGACCGUAUACCCCGACAGCGAAGGGCUCAUCGUCUUCGACAUCCCGAUGAACAACGGCAUUCUGAACCAGGAGGCGCAAGCGGCAGAUGACGAUGGCGGGUUCCACGUCCUGAACCGAGAAAACGAAGUUUGGAUACACUAUUACCGCAGCCCAGAGGGGCAAUGGAGCCGCCACGCGUUGCCCGCGGACCUGCAGCCGACCCGGACUGGAGCGCGCGGGGAUGUCAUUGCUUUGCCGGGCAAGAAGACCGUCGUCUUUGCGCUGCCGGGGAAUCGAGACGAUAAGCUCACCGUUCUCGGCGCCAGGUUGCCCACUCAGGCUCAGACAGGGACUGCGGAUGGGGAGGUCGCGCUGGACUAUCGCACGCUGUGGCAGGCGGAUGGGUUCUCCGGCGAGCCGCAGGUCGAGACGUUUGAAUCUGGGUCACAGCAGGUGGUUUCGAUUUACACACGAACUGAGGAAAAGGAAAGAAAAGUGGUGGUGUUGGACUUUGCUUUGGAGAAGGAUAUCUGA
Colletotrichum fioriniae is the source of this 1305-nucleotide messenger RNA. The record is from RefSeq and is a predicted model, not a curated record. NCBI's taxonomy places the organism in Eukaryota, Fungi, Ascomycota, Sordariomycetes, Glomerellales, Glomerellaceae.